Staurois parvus is the source of this 290-nucleotide messenger RNA. The record is from the annotation of a GenBank genome assembly. Lineage: Eukaryota; Metazoa; Chordata; Amphibia; Anura; Ranidae.
GAAGUGACAUCUUGCUUACUACUUUGCAUGUGAUCACUGAUUGGCCAAUCAGUGAUCACAUGAUCGGGACCUCGUACAGAGGUCCCGUCCGACGAUCAGUGUUUCACUGUGUCCGGAGGACACAGCGGGCACCGGAUCGCGGUGCUGCGCGCUCCCAGGGAGCGCGCACAAGCAGGAAAACUUGCAUUCAGCAAUCGAUUUUGUCAGCGUUUCAAACGCAAAAUGCUUGUAAACGCGGCAAAUCGCGUUUAUAAGUGUUUGCAGCUUAACUUUUUUUUUUUUUUUUUAAC